This is a messenger RNA of Telopea speciosissima, 593 nucleotides long. RefSeq lists its product as uncharacterized. Bases 37 to 339 code for a protein of 100 amino acids. Gene Ontology annotation, biological process: translation. Gene Ontology annotation, molecular function: structural constituent of ribosome. Gene Ontology annotation, cellular component: ribosome. The record is from RefSeq and is a predicted model, not a curated record. The transcript has 2 exons. Lineage: Eukaryota; Viridiplantae; Streptophyta; Magnoliopsida; Proteales; Proteaceae.
UAGCUGAUGGUUUAGUCAUCACUUUGAUCUUUAGUCAUGAAGGUGAGGUCAUCAGUGAAGAAACUCUGUGAGUUCUGUAGGACAGUCAAACGCCGUGGAAGAGUGUAUGUGCUAUGCACAUCUAAUCCAAAGCACAAGCAACGCCAAGGACUAUCAACAUUUGCGUAUGAAGGUCCACUGCCUCCUGUGAUGUCUGAAAUGGGUGCCAAGCAGGAGGUUUCUUCAAGUUAUGGCUCGGGGUUGGGUCUGGCAUCUCUCCUUCCCAAAAAGCAAGUGCCGCCUCUGGUUUAUGGCUGGAGGACAGGUUUGGCAUCCCUUCUGUCAAAACAGGACAAGUGAUCAUCAACAUUACCAUUUCAGAAAGUAUUAAUGUUAAGUUGAUCAGGAGACAAGCUUUAGAGAUUCAUAUGUUGUAGAAGUGUUGGUUGAAUAUUGUUCCUUGCUCUGUUGCAACUUGCUUUGUCCUUUGAUUAGUUGGAUAUGGUCACCUGUUUUGGCCAACUUCUUUUAUGUUUCUUCUUCAUUUCGUUGUUUUUUCUUCGUAAUUGGUAGAAAGAUGUUCCAUAGAUGGAAGCCUAAUUGGUAGUUGGGUU